AUGAAAUACCCCCCCGUCAAACUCCCCCAUCCCUUCCUGACGGUCUACCAUGUGGAAGCCGUCGAGGACAGACUCCGCCUGGCGCUGCACUCCCAGCCCGGCCAGCCGCUGCCGCUCGCCCUGCACUGCGCCGAUCUGACCUGGACAGACCUGGCCGACCCGUCCGAGGGCGACACCCCCCCGGCGGCCAACAACAGCGCCUGGGCGCGCGCCCGGCGCAACCCCGCGACCGUCUUUGCGUGGGCGGGCACGGCGGCGCCCUCGCUGGCGGCCAUCUGGAACGUCGUGCACGCCAUCUACCUGGCGUACCCUGCGAUCGAGGCGUUUCGCCUCGAGGUGGAGGGCGCCGAGCAGGAGACGGUGCGGCAGGAACUGCUGGCGACGGGACUGGCCGUGAAGCAUCCCAAGAAGUGGACUGUCAAGGGAGGACAAGAAGAGACAGGAGAGAGGGAACUGCUGGUGCUGCGCAGCUCGUUCUGGCAGGGAGCUGCCUCCCCCCUGGGCCCGCGACCGAUCUGGACGGUGGGCGAGGGAAGCGACAAGCAUCUGCGCACGUCGGCGGCGCAAUACCCGCCCAUGCCGGAGAAUUACCAGCUCACGAUGAAGUUCCCAGCCGAGGCCGUGUACACGCGCCAUCCGACACGCAGGCCGAAGCCGGCGCCCGGGGCCAUCGUGUACAGCCGGUACAUCCCGGAGCUGGACGAGCACUUUUCGCUGCAGGUGGUGGAUGUGCAGGAGAUGGAGCACCUGCAGCUGUUCCAUACCUGGCAGAACGAUCCCCGCGUGGCCAAGGGGUGGAACGAGACGGGGUCGAUCGAGCAUCACCGACGCUAUCUGCAGAACCUGCACGAGGACCCGCAUGUGCUGUGUCUGUUUGGGCGGUUUGACGAGACCAAGUUUGCCUACUACGAGCUCUACUGGGCGAGGGAAGACCAUUAUGGCGCGCACUACGAGGCCGGAAUGUACGACCGCGGAAGACACUCGCUGGUGGGAGAGGCGUCGUUCCGGGGCGCGCAGCGGGUGAAUGCGUGGUACUCGUCGUGCAUCCAUUACUGCUUCCUGGACGAGCCACGCACCGGCAACGUGGUGGGCGAGCCCAAGGCGACGGGCGGGACGAUUCUGUCGUACGAGAACGCGCAGGGGCUGGUCAUUGGCAAAUACGUCGAUCUGGGCCACAAACGGUCGGUCCACUCGAUCCACUCAUACACUACUUAUUACCUACUUAUCUCCCUCUCCUGCUCUUUUCUUCUCUCGCCCGUCAUGCAGAUUCUACGCUUCCCCCGUCUGCUGCUCGCCGCGCAGCCCGCCGUCGCCGACCGGGCGAUGCUGGCGGGCGGCAUCGUGUGCGCAAUCGCGUCGGGCGUGCCCUUCCCCCUGAUCGGCAUCAUCUUCGGUCAACUGCUCAACGACUUCAACGCCGCCACGUGCGGCGAAGACACCUCGGGCGACAGCAGCAACAUCAACAGCCGCAUCCUGCUGAUUGUCUACCUGGCGAUUGCGCAGUUUGUGCUCAUCUACGCCCAUCUCGCCUGCUGGAGCCUGUUCGGCGCCCGGCUGGCGCUCCGCCUGCGCGAGACGUAUCUGCGCAAUGUCCUGCGCCAGGAACCGGCCUUCUUCGACAAUCUGCCGGCAGGAGAGGUUGCGGCGCGUCUGAACGGCGACGUGGCGACCAUCCGCUCCGGCACCAGCGAGAAGGUCGGCAUCUGUCUGGCGAGCUUCUCCUUCUUCGUCACGGCGUACGUCGUGGCCUUUAUCAAGGAGGCCACCCUGGCCGCCAUGCUGCUCUCGCUCAUCCCGGCCUACUUCCUCAUGUCGUUUGUCGGCAGCCACUACAUUGAAAAGUACGCCGGCCUCAUGUCCGACCACGCCGCCACGGCGGCGUCCAUCGCGUCCGAGGCCCUGUCGAACCUCGUCGUCGUGCAGGCGUUUGGCGCCAACCGCCGGCUGGAGAAGAAGUUUGCGGCCGCGCUCGAGUCGUCGGAGAAGGAAGGGCUCAAAAAGGCCACCGCCGUCGGCAUCCAGUCGGGCUUCCUCUACUUCAUCGCGUAUGCCGCCAACGGCCUCGCCUUCUGGGAGGGCAGCCGCCGCAUCGCCCUGUCGGUCUCGUCGGACGGCGCAGAGGGCACCACGGUGGGAGCCACCUUUACCGUCAUCUUCGUCCUGGUCGAGGCCACCCUCUUGCUCAGCCAAGUGGCGCCGUUUCUGCAUCUCUUCAUCGCCGCCGUUGCUUCAUACGACAAGCUGCGUGCCGACAUGGACCGGCAGCCUCUGAUUGAUACCAUCGAGGGCGUCGAGCUUUCUUCUGAUGCUUCUGAUGCUUCUGUCGGCUUCGAACUGUCCAACGUCUCCUUCAUCUAUCCGUCUCGCCCUGAAAUCACCGUGCUCGACGCCAUCUCGCUGUCGGUGCCCGCGCGCAAACACACAGCCCUGGUCGGGCUGUCGGGCAGUGGCAAGUCGACGAUUGCCGGCCUGUUGACGCGUCUGUACGAUCCCACGGGCGGCGAGAUCCGAUGCAACGGGCAGGACCUGCGCGAGCUCAACCCGCGCAGUCUGCGCGGCGUCAUCGGCCUGGUGCAGCAGGAGGCGGUGCUGCUGGACCGCUCGCUGCUGGAGAACAUUGCGCACGGGCUGGUGAACUCGCGGCGCCACGAGCAUCUGCGCGAGGCGCUGACGGGGUCGUCGCUGGCGGAGUUUGCGGCCGAGCUGCGCGACCAGAACUCCAUCGACAGCGAGAGCGUGGUGGCCGCGGCGACGAGGCGAGGCCCCGAGAUGGCGGAGAUCGUGACGCUGGUGCAGGGGGCGGCGCGCAUGGCCGACGCCGAGGGCUUCAUCCUCGGCCUGCCCAGCGGAUACGGCACGCUGGCGGGCUCCAGCGGGCGACUGAUCAGCGGCGGGCAGAAGCAGCGCAUCGCCCUGGCGCGCGCCAUCGUCAAGGAUCCCGCCGUGCUGAUCCUCGACGAGGCCACGGCCUCGCUCGACUCGCGCACCGAACAGCGCAUCCAGCGCGCCAUGGCGACCAUUGCCCAGGGCCGCACCGUCGUCACCAUCGCGCACCGCCUGGCGACCAUCACCGCGGCGGACAACAUCGUCGUCAUGCACCGGGGGCACAUCCUCGAGCAGGGGACCCAUGCCGAGCUGAUGGCAUUGGGUGGUUCCUAUGCCGGCAUGGUUCAGAUGCAGUCUUUCAGCGGCAGCAGCAGCAGCAGCAGCAGCAGCAGCAGCAGCAGCAGCAGCAGCAGCACUGAGAUGCAGGUUGAACGUGAACGUCAAGGUGAACGUCAAGGUGAAGGUGAAGGUCAAGGUGAAGGUGAAGGUGAACGUCAAGGUGAAGAUAUCAAAACUGCCAGCAUCAACACCGUCGAAGAGGAAGAGCAAAGAGAAGACCCCCAAGAGGUGACGACGACCCUCUGGGCCCUGGUGAAAGGAUACGCACCCGCCGUGCGGCCUCAUCUUCUCAUGGUGGCCGUCGCCCUGCUGGGCUCGACGCUCGUAGGCGGCGCAUUCUCCGGCGAGGCCGUCAUCUUCGGCAACACCGUGGGCGCGCUGAAUCCGUGCCACAGCGCGGCCAGCAUCCGGUCUCGCGGCGACUUCUACGGGCUGAUGUUCCUGGUGCUGGCGCUGAUCGAGUUCUUCGCCAACAUCGCCAGCUGGGGCGGCUUCGGCUGGGUGGCAGAGAAGAUCGUGGCGCGCGUGAGGAUCCUGUCGUUCCGCUCGCUCUUCGAACAGGAUCUGCAAUGGCAUCAGUCGGCCGGCCGCACGCCCGCCGUGCUGCUGGCAUACAUCACCCGCGACGGCAACGCGCUGGCGGGCCUCAGCGGCUCGGUGAUCGGCACGCUGUUCAGCAUCAGCGUCAACCUGGUGGCGGCCAUCGUGCUGACGCACAUCAUCGCGUGGAAGAUCGCGCUGGUGUGUCUGGCGCUGGUGCCGCUGCUGCUGGGGGCCGGCCUGCUCGAGCUGCACAUCCUGGGCCAGUUCGAGAGCAAGCACGAGACGGCGUACACGCAGUCGGUCGACAUCGGCGUCGAGGCCGUCUCGGCCAUCCAGACGGUGGCCGCGCUGGCGCUCGAGGACGAGAUCGUCGCCAGCUAUCGCGACUCGCUGCAGGGCCCGCGCCGCGAUACCUUCAAGGUCACGCUGCAGGCCAGUCUGUGCCAGGCCAUGACCUACUUCCUGGGCAACCUGGUCAACGCCCUGGCCUACUGGUGGGGAGCCAAGCAGAUCCUGGCCGGCACCUACACGCAGACGCAGUUCCUCAUCGUCGUCUUUGCCCUGCUGGUCAGCGCCCUGCUCUGGAGCCAGAUGUUUGCUCUGGCGCCGGAGCUGUCCAGCGCCAGGGCGGCCAUGGCGCGCAUCCUGUUCCUCAUCAACCAGGGCAGCGAGGGAUUGGGAAGAAGAAGAAGGAUCGAUGUUGAAGCAACAGAAGAGAAGACUCGUGAAAAGAAUCUUCAUUCAGAAAAGAAUCCUUUCACUGCCGCCUCCGUCCAGCUGAAUGACAUCCACUUUGCCUAUCCUGCCCGCCCCAAGGCCCCCGUCCUCAACGGCCUCACGCUCGCCAUCCCCGCCGGCUCGUUCUGUGCCCUGGUCGGCCCCAGCGGCGCCGGCAAAUCCACCAUCAUCUCGCUCGUCGAGCGCCUGUACACGCCCCAGCGCGGCGCCGUCGUCAUCGACGGCGUCGAGAUCACUCGCAGCGGCCACGACCUCGCCUUCCGCGACUCCAUCUCGCUCGUCCCGCAGGAGAGCGUGCUGUUCGACGGCAGCGUCAGCUUCAACAUCGGCCUCGGCGCCGCCCCGGGCCACGACGCCUCCCAGCACGAGAUCGAGGCCGCCUGUCGCCUGGCAAACAUCCACGACACCAUCGUCGCCCUGCCCGACGGCUACGAGACGCGCUGCGGGCCCAACGGCAGCCAGUUCUCCGGAGGCCAGAAGCAGCGCCUCGCCAUUGCGCGCGCCCUGGUGCGCAAACCCCGGCUGUUGAUCCUCGAUGAGUCCACCAGCGCUCUCGACGCAGAGUCAGAGGCUCUCCUCCAGGACGGGCUCUCUCGCGCCGCCCAGGGCAUCACCGUCAUUGCCAUUGCGCACCGGCUGCACACCAUCCGCCAGGCGAACAUCAUCUUCCUGAUCGAGGGCGGCAAGUGUGUCGAUCAGGGCUCGCACGAUGAGCUUCUCCUGCGUUCGGAGAGUUAUAGAGCGAAUGUCAUGCACCAGACGGUGGCAUAA
This is a messenger RNA of Penicilliopsis zonata CBS 506.65, 5217 nucleotides long. RefSeq lists its product as hypothetical. Gene Ontology annotation, cellular component: membrane. Gene Ontology annotation, molecular function: ATP hydrolysis activity; ATP binding; ABC-type transporter activity. Gene Ontology annotation, biological process: siderophore biosynthetic process; transmembrane transport. The transcript is spliced from 4 exons. The coding region runs from base 1 to 5217 and encodes 1738 amino acids. Lineage: Eukaryota; Fungi; Ascomycota; Eurotiomycetes; Eurotiales; Aspergillaceae. The record is from RefSeq and is a predicted model, not a curated record.